Messenger RNA from Meleagris gallopavo (turkey), 3731 nucleotides. Lineage: Eukaryota; Metazoa; Chordata; Aves; Galliformes; Phasianidae. The record is from RefSeq and is a predicted model, not a curated record.
CAUACUGUUUGUCUUUUUAGGCUGUGAAGCAUGUUACAGAACCUCAUGACAAGUGGAUGAAAGGGAAAGGAAAAAGUGCCAUCAAUAGCUAGAAUAGCAACAUGGGAAAUACAACCACCAAAUUCCGCAAAGCUCUUAUAAAUGGAGAUGAAAAUCUGGCCUGCCAAAUAUAUGAGAGUAACCCUCAACUAAAAGAAACUCUUGACCCAAAUACUUCGUAUGGAGAAACUUAUCAGCACAAUACUCCACUCCAUUAUGCUGCUAGGCAUGGAAUGAAUCGUAUCCUGGGAACUUUCCUUUUUGUUAGAGAUGGUAACCCAAAUAAACGGAAUGUGCACAAUGAGACAUCUAUGCACUUACUGUGUAUGGGACCUCAGAUCAUGAUAUCAGAAGGAGCUCUUCAUCCUCGCCUGACAAGACCUUCCGAAGAUGAUUGCAGAAGAGCAGACUGCCUGCAAAUGAUCUUGAAAUGGAAGGGAGCAAAGCUGGAUGAAGGACAGUAUGAACGAGCAGCCAUUGAUGCUGUUGAUAACAAAAAAAAUACACCUUUGCACUAUGCUGCUGCCUCAGGGAUGAAAACCUGUGUCGAGCUUCUGGUAAAACACGGUGGAGACUUGUUUGCAGAAAAUGAAAAUAAAGAUACCCCAUGUGACUGUGCAGAGAAACAACACCACAAAGAGCUAGCUCUUAACCUGGAAUCUCGAAUGGUAUUUUCACGUGAUCCUGAAGCUGAAAGCAUUGAAGCUGAGUAUGCUGCUUUAGACAAAAAAGAGCCAUACGAGGGGCUAAGACUUCAGGAUCUGCGGAGGCUUAAGGAUAUGCUGAUAGUGGAAACUGCUGACAUGCUUCAAGCACCACUCUUUACUGCAGAAGCUCUUCUCCGGGCACAUGACUGGGACAGGGAGAAGUUGCUUGAGGCAUGGAUGUCUAAUCCAGAGAACUGCUGCCAGCGCUCGGGGGUUCAGAUGCCCACCCCCCCUCCAAGUGGGUACAACGCGUGGGAUACGCUGCCUUCUCCACGAACUCCCCGCACUACUCGCUCCUCCGUAACUUCCCCUGAUGAAAUCAGCCCGUCACCAGGAGACAUCGAGACAGCUGUGUGUGACAUUUGUAUGUGUAAUAUAUCUGUGUUUGAAGACCCAGUGGAUAUGCCUUGUGGGCAUGACUUCUGCAGAGCAUGCUGGGAGGCAUUUUUGAAUCUGAAAAUUCAAGAGGGUGAAGCUCACAACAUUUUUUGCCCAGCAUAUGAUUGUUUCCAGCUUGUGCCUGUAGACAUCAUAGAAAGUGUGGUUUCCAAGGAGAUGGACAAAAGAUACCUUCAAUUUGACAUUAAGGCCUUUGUUGAAAAUAAUCCUGCUAUUAAAUGGUGUCCUAUCCCAGGCUGUGAAAGAGCAGUAAGGCUAACAAGACAAGGAUCGAAUUCAACAGGAUCAGAUACGCUUAGCUUCCCUAUGCUAAAAGCUCCUGCUGUAGAUUGUGGAAAGGGACAUCUUUUCUGCUGGGAAUGUCUUGGUGAAGCACAUGAACCUUGUGACUGCCAAACCUGGAAGGACUGGCUGCAGAAAAUAUCUGAAAUGAAACCAGAAGAACUUGUGGGAGUUAGUGAGGCAUAUGAAGAUGCUGCCAACUGCCUGUGGUUACUAACUAACUCCAAACCAUGCGCCAACUGCAAAUCUCCAAUUCAGAAGAAUGAGGGCUGCAACCACAUGCAAUGUGCAAAGUGCAAGUAUGACUUUUGCUGGAUAUGCUUAGAGGAAUGGAAGAAGCACAGCUCUUCUACAGGAGGAUAUUACAGAUGUACUCGCUAUGAGGUUAUUCAGCAUGUAGAGGAACAGUCCAAAGAGAUGACAGUAGAGGCUGAAAAGAAGCAUAGGAGAUUUCAAGAACUGGAUAGGUUUAUGCACUAUUACACAAGGUUUAAGAACCAUGAACUUAGCUACCAGUUAGAACAGCGCCUUCUAAAAACAGCCAAAGAAAAGAUGGAGCAGCUGAGUAAAGCUCUCAGUGGAACUGAGGGAGGCUGUCCUGAUACCACAUUCAUUGAAGAUGCAGUACAGGAGCUUCUAAAAACUCGCCGCAUUCUCAAGUGUUCUUAUCCAUACGGAUUCUUUUUGGAGCCUAAAAGCACAAAGAAAGAAAUAUUUGAACUUAUGCAGACAGACCUGGAAAUGGUCACUGAAGACCUUGCACAGAAAGUAAACAGGCCUUACCUUCGGACUCCUCGCCAUAAAAUCAUCCGUGCAGCUUGUCUCGUGCAGCAAAAGCGGCAAGAAUUCUUAGCCUCUGUGGCCCGUGGUGUUGCCCCUGCAGACUCACCAGAAGCACCCAGGCGCAGCUUUGCUGGUGGAACAUGGGAUUGGGAGUAUUUGGGAUUUGCAUCUCCUGAGGAAUAUGCUGAAUUUCAGUAUCGGAGGAGGCACAGGCAGCGUCGACGUGGAGACAUGCACAGUCUGCUGAGUAAUACUCCAGAUCCCGAUGACCCCAGUGAGAGUACAUUAGACACUCAGGAAGGUGGCAGUAGCAGAAGACAUGGCACUUCCAUGGUGAGUUCAGCUUCUAUGGGUAUUCUGCACAGCUCUUCACUUCAUGACUAUACCCCUGUCAGUCGCUCUGAAAACCAAGAUUCUCUGCAGGCCCUGAGUUCUUUGGAUGAAGAUGACCCAAACAUCCUGCUAGCUAUUCAGUUGUCAUUACAAGAAUCUGGCUUAGCCAUAGACGAAGAAACUAGAGACUUUCUGAAUAACGAGGCAUCUUUAGGAGCAAUAGGUACCUCUUUACCUACAAGAUUGGACUCUGCUCCCAUAAGUAUAGAUAACCCAAGAGCUGCUUUGAGCAGCUCUGAGCUGUUGGAACUCAGUGACAGCCUGAUGAGACUAGGGGCAGGCAGCGAUCCUUUUUCAGCCGAUCGACUUCAUUCACACGCCUGCAGCGAUACAAGAGGUGGAUUAUACUCAACAUCUAGUGAUGCUGAUUCCAGUAGUCAAGAUCCCAAUACCAAUGAAAAUCUUCUUGGAAAUAUUAUGGCCUGGUUUCAUGACAUGAAUCCACAGAGUAUUGCUCUGAUCCCUUCAACAAGUACAGAAACGGAUGAAGAUUCACAGCAACCCAGUACUGAAGAUGGGUCAGUAGGGCGGGCAAAUGUUAGAGACACAGGGUUGGAACUUCAGGAAGAGCACGCGCUAUUUGAGGAUGCACUCAAAAAUGAAGGCAGAGGAACGCAAACAGAGGAAGGCGCUUCUGAAGAAAACAUUAUUCCAGGUGAAACAGUUUCACAAGGUGGUGAUAAUACCAGGGAAGUAACAAGCACCCUGGAUGCUUCAGGAGAUGCUUCAAAUCAGACUCCUCAAACCUCAAGCGAAUGGAUUGAACGUGUGCAUCUGGUAUGAACAAAAACUAAAUCCGAAGUAAACGAAUGGCAGUGACAGAUGGUACAGUAUGUGGAGUAAGCAUUAUGGAGGCUUUGAUCCACAUAACUACAGCUCAGUUGUAACCACUGACAUAACAAUGGAUAUUUAGAGGUUCUCUUGAAUUGUAGUUCUUUGUAAUAAUGUGAACCUUCAAGGAAUAUCCUUUGCAUUUAAUUUGGUAGUACUUGCCUCUUUGCUCUCAAGAAAAUGGAAUAAGUAGGUUGUAUUCCACAUUCCUAAUACAAGGCAGCAUCUGUUUAGCCUUAGGUUGAUGACCCUUAACUUUAAAGUUUGGAUUAAAGGCUUACACUGAUUAUUUUGGUU